AUGGCAACCAAACAUCACUACGAGGCUCUGAGAAAGCAACGCGUCUUACAACGAGCCAAAGAGGCUAAAGAGAGGAUGAAAGAAGACGAGCAAGAGUAUAGAAACGAAGAGCCGAAGCUAUGUAGACAUCGCGACCACUUCCCGUCGGGCGAUGGAGACGGGAGAAACAAAUCGACGUCUGGAAAGAAGAAUACGAAGGAACAAGCCACGCAGACAGGCGGGCUCGUUCACUUGCCGCACGCUCUCGCCGCCUCUGCUAACGUUCGAUUCUUGUGUCUAGAACCAUUUUCAAGUGCUAUAGAGAUGGCAGAUAAACCCGACGUGUCAGCAGUGACGACAUUCGACAAGACCAAGUUGAAAAAAACCGAAACGGAGGAGAAGAACCCUCUCCCAACCAAAGAGACAAUCGACCAAGAAAAGCAAGGGUAG
Messenger RNA from Corticium candelabrum, 429 nucleotides. RefSeq lists its product as uncharacterized. The coding region runs from base 1 to 429 and encodes 142 amino acids. Gene Ontology annotation, molecular function: actin monomer binding. Gene Ontology annotation, biological process: actin filament organization; regulation of cell migration. The transcript has 3 exons. NCBI's taxonomy places the organism in Eukaryota, Metazoa, Porifera, Homoscleromorpha, Homosclerophorida, Plakinidae. The record is from RefSeq and is a predicted model, not a curated record. Gene Ontology annotation, cellular component: cytoplasm.